UCCGGGCCACCCACCCGACCGGUUGGCUGGCAGGACCGUGCCCCAGACCCGCCCUGGAGGGAGAGCGGCCGGACCGGUCCCCGCUUGAAGUACCCCGCGACCCCUCCGUGACGAGGCCCCGGGGGCCCUGCCUGCCCGACGGACAUGCGUCUCCCAGCGUGGACGCGACUGCUCCCGGCCCUGCUGCUGGCGGCCGGGGCGGUUGGCCCCGGGGCCGGACUGGAGCCGAUCCGCUACAAGCCCCAGGUGUCUGCUCAUCCCCUCGAGGGCAAGGUCACCGCCACCACCUUCACCCUCGACCAGCCGCUUUGCGUCUUCGACGGCCAAGUCGUCUCGACCGACGCCAUCUGGUUGGUGGUGGCUUUCAGUAAUGCCUCUCGAGAUUUCCAGAACCCGACGACAACGGCCUCCAUCCCCGCCUACCCCAGGCUGCUGACUGACUACUCUUACAUGACGCUGAAGGGGUCUCCCGAUCUGUAUCCGUGCGCCGAGGCCGGGGGGCUCGCCGUGCUCCGGGUGGGCACCGAUCCGGGCUGCCUCCAAGACCGGGGCGGGCGGUACUGCAAUGCCCCACUUCCCGCCCCCGGGCCUUAUCGAACCAAGUUUCUCGUGAUGGAUGAGGCGGGUCGCCCCAAGGCAGAGACGCAGUGGUCUGAUCCAAUCACCCUCAAACAAGGGCGGGACCCCAGCUCCGUGGACACUUGGCCGGGCCGGUGUAGUGGCAGCAUGGUCAUCAUCACGGCCGUCCUGUCCGUCCUCGCCGGCCUCCUUCUGCUUGGACUCCUCACCGCCGUCGCCGGAGCCUGUACAGCCUCCAGCCUCUGGAGGCCCGAGGAGGCCAUGCCCCGAGAGCAGCUGCGCCUCGGCUCCUUCCUGGCCAAGCGCUACAGUCCACAUCCCCUGCCCCCCGAAAGGGCCCGCGUGCUCUCCGCCACCCGUGACCCCUACGGUGGGCACUAGAGAUGGACCCACCCCCACCAUCAUCUGCAGGCCCAGAGCCCCUCCACAGGGGCUUGGCUGUGCAAACCUCCCCACCCCUGAAGGGGGGAUGCCAAAAAACGGGGGGAAAUCAGAGUGACACCCGGCUGAGUCACAAAGACCACCCUCUGCACCUACACCCCCAACUCAGGGACCAGGAUGGGGGCAUUCCCCAGCGGAACCCCCCAUUUUGGUCUCAGCCUGGCACCCCACCUGGCUCUCAGGGCCCCUGAAGAGACUGCAGAAGGGUGGGGAGGUGACGAGUAACCCCCCUCAACCUCCCCCCACCUCAAAGCUGCGGGACCCCAGGGUGGUCCAGGCCCCCUCCAAAGAGGCAAGGUGGUGGCUACGGGAAAGACGAGCUUUUAGCCCCAGAGAA
Molecule: messenger RNA, 1357 nt
Organism: Tachyglossus aculeatus (Australian echidna)
Lineage: Eukaryota; Metazoa; Chordata; Mammalia; Monotremata; Tachyglossidae
Gene: UPK3B
Product: uroplakin 3B
Exons: 6
Coding region: 145-960 (271 amino acids)
Source: RefSeq, a predicted model, not a curated record